ACCAUCAGUAUGCGAUAUGUGGGCAGCGGUCGAGGACUGACCGAUCCGCCGAGGCUCUAGACCUUCAAGAAGGCCGCGGCGAGCGCGACACAGGUCGCAGCCUUCGCAAGCGCUCGGUGUGACCACUAUGACGUCAUGAGCAGGACUGACUCAACGGCGCUCUCUGGGCGUCCUUCUUCGAUGACUGCCGAUGUCGCCGUGGAGACGACGCGGAGGCGCCAGGUCAACGCUCCCUUGCUGGUUUUCGCGGGACUGUCCCUGUGCACCUUCGUGGUGACGACCAUCACCCCGCCGCUGGCCUACGCCGUGUCCCUGAUCGGCCACCUCGCCUUCGCCAUCGCGAUCGGCUUCUGCCUCAAACGCCACCUGACGGCGAGCUUCGGCAGCAGGCUACCGGCGACCGGCAGGGCGGUGUUCGUCACAGGAUGCGACACGGGUCUCGGGCAGGUGAUCGCACUGGGGCUGCAGCAGAAGGGCUUCGUUGUGUUCGCCGGGUGCUUGGACCUCGCCUCGGAAGGUUCUCGCAACCUCAUGUCGCACUCGAUCACCGUACUCCACGUGGACUACCUCAAGCACGGCACAAUGAUCAGAGCCUACGAAGACGUCAAGGAGCGCCUGAACGGUCAAUCUCUUUGGGGUGUCGUGGCAAAUGCCGGCGUGGCGUGCUACGGCGAAAUGGAGUGGAUACCUUUCAGAGAAGUGCAGCGGCUCAUCGACAUCAACAUCCUCGGCACGCUGAAGUUCGUCAUGCUCGGUCUACCGCAGAUCAAGAAGAGCAACGGCCGCAUUGUUUUCGUCACUGGGUUGCAAGGCAGGGUCGCUAUUCCUGGAAUGGUGAUCGGAUCAGCAACCACAGCUGCCCUGUGCCACUAUGCAGACGGCCUUCGUCGAGAAAUGGCCAAAUUCAACGUCCAAGUGUGCACUGUUGAACCGGCAUUUUACAAGACUCAGAUGACAGACCCAACGGAGGUCACGCAGGCUCUCAACGAAGUCACUCGUCGGCUGCCCAACUUGGUCCAGGAGGAGUACGGGGCCGCCUACCUGGACAGCUUCAAGUUCACCUUCGCCAAGAGGCUGAGGCGGUUCUCGCGUCAGAACUUCCAGGAGGUGUCCAACGCCGUCGCCCGUGCGUUGCUGUGCAGCGAGACGAACGUGCGCUACUGCUGUAGCGGGAUGCGCCAGUCGCUCACCUGGGCCGUCCUCGAGUUCCUGCCACUCAAGAUUUGCGACUUCUUCCUCAUCCUGCAGUUCGCGCCCAGGGUGGCACUCGCGGGCAACAUCCGGGUGAGAAAUGUCUUAGUCCAGCCACUGCCCAUCGACGACACUGCCCUGACGGGCAGCGAUAACAAACCGCACGACCACAUGGAGACCGUUCGGCCCACCUACCAGACGCCGCCGAUCUUCAAGCCGAGCUUCCAUAUGUAGAAGGACGCUCGGAGAAGCGCGCACUCCUUUGGACAAGCCUUGACAGCUUUGGCGCGCGGCUACUUCUCGAUUCGUAUUCCUGGAUGACGCUGAACGCCUCGAUCAAGCGCACGGUGCAUGAAAGUUAGUGUCCAUCGUACGUCUGAACCUCCAGGAGCAUGGUACGUGAUGGAAAAUGUGACACGCUGGGGUCUAACAAAAGGUCCCUGCGUGUUGUUCUUGUUGCAAAUGUGGCUUUACCAUUGGAUGCACUGCGUGUGGCUAGACCCUGGAAAUGAUAAAGAAAAAGUUCGCAUAAAGCAAGCCUCAGCAGGUUUCACUCAUAA
Dermacentor albipictus is the source of this 1751-nucleotide messenger RNA. Its product is annotated as retinol dehydrogenase 5-like. Gene Ontology annotation, molecular function: oxidoreductase activity. Gene Ontology annotation, biological process: steroid metabolic process. The record is from RefSeq and is a predicted model, not a curated record. Gene Ontology annotation, cellular component: intracellular membrane-bounded organelle. NCBI's taxonomy places the organism in Eukaryota, Metazoa, Arthropoda, Arachnida, Ixodida, Ixodidae.